Ahaetulla prasina is the source of this 1665-nucleotide messenger RNA. RefSeq names its product proprotein convertase subtilisin/kexin type 1 inhibitor (gene PCSK1N). Gene Ontology annotation, biological process: negative regulation of endopeptidase activity. The record is from RefSeq and is a predicted model, not a curated record. The coding region runs from base 113 to 1012 and encodes 299 amino acids. The transcript is spliced from 3 exons. Lineage: Eukaryota; Metazoa; Chordata; Lepidosauria; Squamata; Colubridae. Gene Ontology annotation, molecular function: endopeptidase inhibitor activity.
CUAGCGCUUUCCGCUGGGCUGGUUGCAGACCGCGCUCGGCUCCGUCGUUCGCUUGCUGUCGCCGCCGCCGCCAUCCGGGCAGCCUCUACCUCCCGAAGGGGACUCGGGAGCGAUGGGCCCGGCGCUGCUGCUCGCGCUGCUUUCGACCCUCGGAGCCGCCAAGCCUCUGCCCACCACAGGCAGCUCCCAUGGAGGGAUGAAUCACAACCUGUCAGGGGGGGUCCGGCGGUUGCGCCGUGAGCUUCAGGGAGCACCGUAUGAGGCUGUGGAGACCGCCUUGGCCAAUGAAGUGUAUUAUCCGGAACUGGUUCAGCUGGCUGCCCUUGAAAGGGCCCUGUCGACUCCAGGUAGCCAGCUACAGGAAGAUCACUUUGCCCAAGCCUUGGAACGAGCGUUGGCUUCUUCCGGGAACCAGCUGGCUGAUGAGCGAAUGGCCCAGGCCCUUGAAAGAGCGGUGUCCCCACCUAGCAACCAGUUCCAGCCAGACAAGAACCUGGCACGUGCUUUGCAGCGCCUCCUUCAGGAUGGGCAUCGCCGGGACCAGGAAUCUGUCUAUCUGGCAAAUCUGCUGAGGCUGUGGGAUGAAGCCAAGGGGGCAACCUUGUACCCUGAGUACGAUGAGACGGGCUUGGCAGGUGGCUCCUCUCCACCCAGAGUGCUGCCGAAUCGUUAUUGGGCCCCUGAAGGAGGAUUUGAACCCCAAGAAGAGCUGGGCGCAGAGGAGGAAGCUGCUGGAGAGGUGGACCCCGAGAUGCUGAGGUAUCUGAUUGGCAGGAUCCUGUCAGGAGCAAGCAACCUGCCUUCACAGCGCCUCCCACUGGCUCCCAGGCGCCUGCGUCGUGCCAUUUUUGAUGGAGACCUUCCCGAACCCCCCAAUCUUCUGCGGGUCAAGCGUCUUGGUGGGGAGAGUGGGGACGAGCUGCAGCGAGUCAAGCGGACAGAAGGAGAAGGUGUGGGUGGAAGGCGGAGUAUGAGUGGGGGCACCCAGAGGCUUCGGUAUAUCUCUGAAUAAUGAGAAUUGGUUUCUGUGAAAAGAAACACUGGGGAGCCACCUCACUGAUGAGCCCCUCCCUUUGAAUGUCAAUGGACUGUGAGUGACACCUUGUGUUCUUUCCUGCCUCUGUCCUACCUGUGACCCCCAAAAUACUGGGAAAGAAGGGGGAUAACCUUGGACUGGGAUCCCCAAAUCCCAAUUAUGUUCUAUAAAGUGUGUGCAGGGGAGGGCCGCUUUUCUCUUCACUGACCUUCUCAGUGCCCUGACGGAAAGGUCUUUUCAGCUAAGGAGAUGGUUUUUCACUGAUGGCUAGUUCCUACUUCCCUCCAAAGCCAGAGCUAGGUAUCACCAUCCUCAUCCUUCUCACAUCUUGGCUUUUUAAAAAAAUAAAAAAUAAAUUGUGGCUUAAACAAAUUUCCAACUCCCCCCACCCAAUUUCCAACUGCCUUAAUAUUCCUUCUUCAUUGAUGCUGCCUCUCACCCCUCCCUCCCUGUUUCCACCUGCUUGUUUCUGUCUAGUUUGUAAGACCCCUUGUGUUCAAACCUCGUUGGCCUACAUAAACACCAACGCUGCCCUUGCUGAUUUGUUGCCAUGUUCAAUCAUGCUUGUGGCCAGAGUUUUAGUGUUGAUUAAUUACCGAAUAAAAAGUCCCACCAGGUAUUUUAUUGUA